AUGCCCAAACACAACAUCUCGCCAACACCAUUCCCUGGUCAAGCCGGUCUCAGGAAGCCCAAAGAUAUCGGAUGCGAAGACGGCUGGUGGCAUACGCACGAGCAGAAUGAGAUAUCGCAGCUUGACGGUAAUCUGUCAGACUUCGAGAAAGCGUUCUUGGAUGAGAUGGAUAAGAAGGAUGUCGAAAGAAAGGAUGAAGAAGCGGAGACAAAGAUGCUAGCAGAGACUCAUGAGCAGACUAUCACGUAUAUCCGCACCAGCCUCGGUACUCGGAUCCAGGAUCUCACAGCUGAGAGGCAAGUGUUGCAGACCACAAUCAACAGUCACGAUAAACUUUUAGUCGACUUCCGCCGCAAACAUGCGACAGAGAUCAAAACACUCGUCAGGAUAAAAGAGUGUCUUGAGGUCGAAGUGAAAACCAAGUCCAAUGAGGCCACAAUCAUACACGACAUGUAUAGUGUACAGAUCAAAAGGCUGAUCGACGAGAGGGUACUGCUACAGAACCAGCUGGGCAAAGCAGCCUUCGGGGCGUUGGUCAUGAAAGUGGAAGUACCCAAACAUUCUGAGGCAGCUGUGAUGGGGAAGAGCGUAGCUCCCCUAUCUCAGCCACCCAAAGCCAACUCGAAACGUGUGGCGCACUCAAAGAACGUUCACACUGGACUGCCAAAGCCUGCGAAGAACAGUAUCCAUCAGCUACACGAGUUCUUCAACCCCGGCAACCCGUAUGCUAUGACAUCGAGUCUUUCCGAUGUUGUUCUCAUUGGGAUUGAUUUCGAGAACACCUGCAAUAUCAAAAGUGGCCUUACUGUCGAAACGAACUGCGAAGCAGGUAUCGCCAUUCUCGAUAUCAGAGAGAUGAAGAAGGCCUCCGCUGGCAAGCCUUUGAGGACCUUCAACUUUGUCGUAGGAACGCCACCGUACGUUGCAGAAACUUCGAACAGGUUCGUCUUCGGAAAGACGAUCAUGAUUGAACCCUCGAGGCUAGUGAAGCGCAUUGAAUCUCUCGUUCCCCGUGGUCGAAAUGUGGUGUUUGUCGGUCACGGAGUAACGAACGAUCUUUUGGCUCUUCAGGCGCUGGAAUUUCGUUUUCCAAACAAUCUCGUAGCAGUUAUGGAUACUCUGCAGGUUGAUAGGGAGAUGCGGAAAGAUUGGGUGGGGUCUUUGGGCGAGUUACUGAGGGUCUUGGGAUGUCCACACACCAGGCUCCACUGUGCUGGCAAUGACGCGAACUUCGCUUUGGAGGCUUUGCUUCUCCUAGCUGCCAUGAGAUUCGAGAAGCAAGUUGGAAAGAGACGUAUAGUCGAUGACUUGCGUCGGAUUGGGCGACAAGAGUUACCGGAUCGGAUAGAUCCGUGGGUAAAAGCAAUAAUGAGACGUGCUGGAUGA
Molecule: messenger RNA, 1386 nt
Organism: Alternaria atra
Lineage: Eukaryota; Fungi; Ascomycota; Dothideomycetes; Pleosporales; Pleosporaceae
Exons: 3
Coding region: 1-1386 (461 amino acids)
Cellular component (GO): nucleus
Molecular function (GO): nucleic acid binding
Source: RefSeq, a predicted model, not a curated record